AUGUUGUUUUAUUCAUUCUAUAAAACAUUAGUAGGAAAAGAGAUUACAGUAGAGUUAAAGAAUGAUCUUUCAAUUACAGGUCUCUUGCAGUCAGUCGAUCAGUUCUUAAAUAUUAAAUUAAAAGAUGUCAGAGUAGAAGAAGAAGAUAAAUACCCAUAUAUGUUAUCAGUAAAGAAUUGUUUUAUUAGAGGAUCAGUUGUAAGAUAUGUACAUCUACCGGCAUCAGAGGUCGAUGUAGAAACACUUCAAGAUCAUUCAAGAUUAGAAGCAAGAGAACAAAAGAAGGCUCAACAACAAUAA
Heterostelium album PN500 is the source of this 300-nucleotide messenger RNA. RefSeq names its product U6 snRNA-associated Sm-like protein LSm2 (gene lsm2). NCBI's taxonomy places the organism in Eukaryota, Evosea, Eumycetozoa, Acytosteliales, Acytosteliaceae. Gene Ontology annotation, molecular function: RNA binding. Gene Ontology annotation, cellular component: P-body; Lsm1-7-Pat1 complex; precatalytic spliceosome. The coding region runs from base 1 to 300 and encodes 99 amino acids. Gene Ontology annotation, biological process: mRNA splicing, via spliceosome. The transcript has 3 exons. The record is from RefSeq and is a predicted model, not a curated record.